Zea mays is the source of this 1737-nucleotide messenger RNA. Its product is annotated as Acyl-CoA N-acyltransferase (NAT) superfamily protein. The record is from RefSeq and is a predicted model, not a curated record. NCBI's taxonomy places the organism in Eukaryota, Viridiplantae, Streptophyta, Magnoliopsida, Poales, Poaceae. The transcript has 2 exons. Gene Ontology annotation, molecular function: acyltransferase activity, transferring groups other than amino-acyl groups. Bases 282 to 869 code for a protein of 195 amino acids.
ACGCGAAAUGUCCUAACCCUGAUAGGCUGAUAAUAAGAUCAACCCAACGCUCACAGCUUUCCCCUUUCGGGCUGUUGCCUUCCUCGUUGCUUCCACGAGAAAGCGACAGCCUCGUAUACCAAUUUGCAUAUCUGCAUCAAGCUUGCGGAUCAAGAUUCUCCUCUCUCUCUCUCUCUAGCCAGAGUGGAACAGGUUGCCGCCGCAUCACCUCUGGGAACAGAGCCGAGCAGCUGCACUGUCGCGUCGAGAAAUAAUCGGAGCAUAAGAAAACUGCUUCAGCCAUGGAGGUCACGGCGACGCCAAGAAUCCAAGAAGCCAAGACCGUGCCCGGCACUGCGAAGGCAACCGUGGACGACGAGGUGACGCUCCGUCGGUUCGAGCUGACCGACGUGGACGCCAUGAUGGAGUGGGCGUCGGACCCUCAGGUGGCGGCCUUCUGCCGGUGGGAGCCGUACGCGUCGGCGGAGCCGCUGCUGGAGUUCCUGCGCGACGCCGUGCUCCCGCACCCGUGGUACCGCGCCAUCUGCGUCUCCGGCGCGGUGGUGGGCGCGGUGUCUCUGGCGCCCACGCCGGAGCGCUGCCGCUGGGAGCUCGGCUACGUGCUGGCCCGCGCGCACUGGGGGAAAGGCGUGGCGACGGCGGCCGUGCGGCGCGCGCUGCGGGACGCGUUCGCGGACCUGGAGCCCGAGGGCCUGCGGCGCGUGGAGGCGCUGGUGGACGUGGGCAACCCGGCGUCGCAGCGCGUGGCGGAGAAGGCCGGGUUCCGCCGCGAGGGCGUGCUGCGGCGCCACUACUGGCACAAGGGGCGCGCCAGGGACAUGGUCAUGUACAGCUUCCUCUCCUCCGACCUCCUCCCCGACCCCGAGUGAGAACGAUCCCCAUGGCGGGUGGAUUCCCCAUGCAGUUAACGUUCGUUUACCUGUAUGACGAAACGCUGGCCUGCAAUGCCUUUGCCAUGCUCUGCAAGCAAAGCUUCGGUAGCAAACAGAACUCCCCUUCCAGUAGCGGCUUCUCUUUCCAAUGAUCCUCCAAGGUCCUGUGUAUUCAGAAGGAAAUUCACAGUACAUGAAAGAUAAUGAGAAGAUCUACAAGGAGCACAAACAAAUCAAACCUGUCCAAGAAAACCAAGGGUACGUUUUUCUAUCAUGAUUCCCCAUGGAACAAAACAACAAAAUGUAUUGCCGCCAGGUGAGGUUUGGUUUCCGAUUUUUUCCAAUCCUGAGAAGCAAGUGUUUGAGGCUGAUCUCUUUCAGUGAUCUGGUCAUGAAUUCAUGAUUCACAGUCCCAAAGAGUUGGGUGCGUGCGUGCAAUUGACAAAUCCCCGUCACCAACGGGCAAUCGGCCGGACUCCAACAUCCGCACCGACUACACAACUGUUUGAUUGAUUUUGAAUUUACUGCAUACAUAUUUCAGCUUCUCACAUGGAGAAGAUUUAUAAUUUACAGCAUACAAAUUUCAAAGCAGCCCAUGGACAGCGAGGAGUGGAAAUCAGAGGCAUGCUCGCGUCUAACGCUGGUUUCGGUUAAAGACACGGGUGAAAAUCGAAAACUUGUCGAUGAAUUGCAUUCCUGCAUGCUUGAGCUACUGGCGUGCAGAGAGGUCCAAGUUUUCAUGAUCAAAAUCCGCAAGCACAACUGCAUGUUCCAUACUGCCUUUCCUGUAGUCAGACGCGAGGAUGUUUCAUACAGCUUUGCCCAUAGUGUAAAUCAAUCAAUACUAUAGGUUAUGGCGUUGCAA